This is a messenger RNA of Kockovaella imperatae, 540 nucleotides long. RefSeq lists its product as hypothetical. The record is from RefSeq and is a predicted model, not a curated record. NCBI's taxonomy places the organism in Eukaryota, Fungi, Basidiomycota, Tremellomycetes, Tremellales, Cuniculitremaceae. The transcript is spliced from 3 exons. Bases 1 to 540 code for a protein of 179 amino acids.
AUGGCUCCCAUUCUACUCCAAGUGUUCAAUCAGACUAUCCCUAGCCUAUCUCAGUUGCCGAGCUUCACUCAGUCGCUUAACGCCGUCGCUUCCACAGUUCCCGGGGAGCUCGUCAAGGCUAUCACAAGUGGCGAGGCCUGCAACGGAUCAGUGGCGACAGGCUUUGCUUCCGUGGUGGUACGUGGCGGAACUCAAGCCGUACAUGCGAUCGGUGGGAAAGGAAUCAUUGUCAUCGGCGCCCUGUUCCCCGUCGGCUGUCUAACGGCAUUCUUCGCCCGUAAACGUCGACGAGACACGUAUGCAGCUGCGCCGAUUCCCUUGAAUGGAUAUUCCCAGCCCGUCUAUGCCUCGUCUUACUAUCCUGGAUCGCCGCCUCCACCUUUCGUCGCCCCUCUUUCUCCUUUGCCAGUCCACAAGCAAACACUCUAUGGGCCUCCAGCAGUAGUCGACCCCAUGACGGGAUACUACACCCAUCGGCAUGCUGGUCCGCCGCCCAAACAUGUCCGCUUCGGGGACACGAGCAUGCGUUACUAUCGAUGA